This is a messenger RNA of Camelus dromedarius (Arabian camel), 903 nucleotides long. RefSeq names its product protein FAM50A-like. Lineage: Eukaryota; Metazoa; Chordata; Mammalia; Artiodactyla; Camelidae. Gene Ontology annotation, cellular component: nucleus. Gene Ontology annotation, biological process: chromatin organization. The record is from RefSeq and is a predicted model, not a curated record. The transcript has a single exon. Bases 1 to 903 code for a protein of 300 amino acids.
AUGGCUCAGUACAAGGGGGCCGAGAGCGAGGCGAGCCGCGCCAUACACCUGCUGAAGAAGCGGGAGAAGCAGCGCGAGCAGAUGGAGCAUAUGAAGCAGAGGAUAGCCCAGGAGAACCUAGUGAAAUCCAACAUUGACCGGAAGUUCUCCGCGCACUACGAUGCCGUGGAGGCGGAGCUCAAGUCCAGCAUGGUGGGUCUGGUGACGCUGAAUGACGUGAAGAUGAAGCAGCAGGCACUGGUGAAGGAGUGGGAGAAGCAGCUGGCCAAGAAGGAGCAGCAGAAGGAGCUACAGCGGAAGCUGGAGAAGCUGCGAGAGAAGGAGCACAAGGAGGAGGCCAAGCGGAAGAUCUCCAGCCUGUCCUUCACCCUGGAGGAAGAAGAGGAGGCAGGCGAGGAGGACGAGGAGCUGGAAAGGAAAGCGUUCACCACAAAGAAGAGGAAGCUGGGGAAGAACCCAGAUGUGGACACAAGCUUCCUGCCUGACCGAGACCGGGAGGAGGAGGAGAAUCGGCUCCGAGAAGAGCUAAGGCAGGAGUGGGAAGCCAAGCAGGAGAAGAUCAAGAGUGAGGAGAUGGAGAUCACGUUCAGUUACUGGGACGGCUCUGGGCACCGGCGGACAGUCAAUAUGAAAAAGGGCAACACCAUGCAGGAGUUCCUGCAGAAGGCGCUCGAGAUCCUGCGCAAAGACUUCGGUGAGCUCAGGUCAGCAGGGGUGGAGCAGCUCAUGUACAUCAAGGAGGACCUGAUCAUACCCCAUCACCACAGCUUCUAUGACUUCCUUGUCACCAAGCCACGCGGGAAGAGCGGGCCGCUCUUUAACUUCGACGUUCACGAUGAUGUGCGGCUGCUCAGUGACGCCACCGUGGAGAAGGACGAGUCGCACGCCGGCAAGGUGGUAUGA